AUGCGAUCUAGCGUGGCUUCUCUCUGCGCCAUAACAGCGCUUAGCACACUUGGACAAGCGCUCGGUCUUUGGUCCCACUCACAACCAUUAAGUCUACAGGAAAGAGCGAGUAUCUGGGGUCUACCUGAUUGUGCUAGCACAUGUGUCACUUCCAGCUUCGGUGGCUGCAACUCUAUCGAUGUCGAAUGUAUCUGCAAGAACAGAGAGUUCCUGGACAACCUCGGUUGCUGCAUGUCCGAAGCUUGCGAUAAGGCCGAUCAAGAUGCUGCUAUUGGAUUUGCAAACAACUUCUGCUCUGCAUACAAAGUCACAGAUCUGCCUACCGCUGCAACAUGCGCGUCAACCGCGGCAGCAACAACCAGUGACAAGAAUACUACACCCUCUCCAACGAUCGAUCCCUCAUCUGCAACUUCUUUGCUGCCCGCCUUGAGUUCGGCGGCUUCGGCAGCUAUCGCCAAUAUCUCAAAUGGCACGAACAUCACUGGAUAUAUUAGUACACAGCACAUCACUGUCACAGCGACGGUUACAGCCAGCAGUACUGGACAGGCUCCUCGUGUUGCGGCUGAAGUGACUGGUUGGGCUUGGGGUGUGGGAGCCGUGCUAGCUGGAGCUGCUGCCGUGGUUGUUUGA
Aureobasidium melanogenum CBS 110374 is the source of this 630-nucleotide messenger RNA. RefSeq lists its product as uncharacterized. Bases 1 to 630 code for a protein of 209 amino acids. The transcript has 2 exons. The record is from RefSeq and is a predicted model, not a curated record. Lineage: Eukaryota; Fungi; Ascomycota; Dothideomycetes; Dothideales; Saccotheciaceae.